Haliotis rufescens (red abalone) is the source of this 2416-nucleotide messenger RNA. RefSeq names its product polypeptide N-acetylgalactosaminyltransferase 5-like. The record is from RefSeq and is a predicted model, not a curated record. Gene Ontology annotation, cellular component: Golgi apparatus. The coding region runs from base 35 to 1861 and encodes 608 amino acids. Lineage: Eukaryota; Metazoa; Mollusca; Gastropoda; Lepetellida; Haliotidae. The transcript is spliced from 11 exons.
AAACGUCCCACUGAGUUUUCGUUAUUCAUUCGCGAUGAGGUUGCAUACGUUCGUGCGCUACAUUCUGUUGGUGUGUUGUUUUUGGCUUGCUGUUGUCUUUGUGACGUUUAUUAACACAUUAGGUAGAUAUGAGGAAGCGCAAGGGACCAAGCAUGACCAGAUUCGUUUGGAGGAAACGAUGGCGCAACUUUUAACCAAAAAUAGGACUUUGUUAAUGCGAGCGGUUGAGUUAGCUGGACUUGGGGAAUUUCAUGAUGAUCGUGGUUUUCAGCAUCAUAAUCAUCCCCCGAAUGACCCGUGGAAUGACCCAAAUUCAAGAGGCUAUGGUGGACAGGGUGUUAUCAUUGAUCCACAGAAUUUAUCUCCCGUGGAAAAGGCCCUGUACGACAGGGGCUAUCAGGAUCACAACUUCAACGAGUUCGCCAGCGAUCUCAUCCCGCUCCGAAGGAGACUGAUUAAUAUAACAGAGCCUGAGUGCCUGGCGAGACAAUACGACUAUAGGAAGCUCCCAACUGCUGGUGUUGUCGUCAUAUUCCAUAACGAGGCUUGGAGUCCGCUCCUGCGCACUGUGCAUAGUAUUCUUGAUAACACUGCACCGGAGCUCUUAACAGAGAUUGUUUUAGUGGAUGACGCAUCAGAUAAAGUCCAUCUCGGCCACCCUCUGUCAGACUAUAUCCAGCGACUGGACAAGGUAAAGCUGGUCAGGUACACAGAGCGGGUUGGACUUAUGACGGCUCGCAACGCUGGCUGUGACGAGGUGACUGGAGAGGUGUGCGCCUUCCUCGACGCUCACUGUGAAGUACCGGAGAUGUGGUUGGAGCCUCUGCUUGACCGGAUCCGCCAGAACGACAAACUGUUGGCCAUCCCCACCACCGACUCCAUCAACGCGGACACGUUCGAGUACUGGAAGAGCGACCCGACGACGAUGUUCAAGGGCGGAGUGGACUUGGACCUGUAUUUCGCCUGGAUACCACUCACAAAGGCAGAGGCGGAGAGGGGCAGCGUCUUCGACCCAGUCAAAUCCCCGACGCAUUUAGGAUGUUGUUUUGCUAUGUCCAAGGCAAAUUUUAAUCGUCUCGGAAAAUAUGACCCAGGGCUCAGAAUAUGGGGUUGUGAAAAUCAAGAGUUGUCAUUUAAAACGUGGAUGUGUGGGGGCGAGAUGGAGAUUAUCCCCUGUUCUCACGUGGGUCACAUGUUCCGCAACAUGCCCCCCUGGUCCUGGGGGAAAGGGGGGGACGCUGACCGUCUCCACAAGAACUGUCUCCGUGUCUCCGAGGUGUGGAUGGACGAAUACAAGACCCUGCAUCACGAACGCAUCUACAACAGACAGAUAGACUUUGGCGAUGUGUCCGAACGGAAAGCCCUGAGGAAGAACCUGAAGUGUCGAUCCUUCGACUGGUACGUGAAGAACGUCUACCCAGAGUUGUACAUCUUCACCGGGGGAUCCGCUAUCGGCAGGAUUUCAAAUGUGGCAGUUCCGGAGCGGUGUGUUCAGACCCCGAUACACCACAUGGACUUCGGCAGGCACGUCGCAACGGAUGUCUGCACCCACUACAGCCUCAUACAGCAUUUCACGCUAACCAAAGAAUCAACAAUACGACGGGAUGACGGUUGCCUUGACUUCGACAGUAUGCAAAGCCUCGUUGUGACAUCCUGCGCAGACGCACAAGGAUGGAAAUACACGGCGGAAGACACACUGGUUCAUGGGAAAUCUGGUCGCUGUCUGGAGCUUGCAGCUGAUGACAUGACACUGCUUGUAUCAAUUUGUUCUGGAAGCUCCCGGCAGCGUUGGUCUUGGGAGAGGCGAGCAGCGGAGCUUGGACCCCUUGAGGACGAGAUGCCUGAACGUGACGAACAGUAGUGCCUGAACGUGACGAACAGUAGUGCCUGAACGUGACGAACAGUAGUGCCUGAACGUGACGAACAGUAGUGCAUGGAACGUGUGUCUGAUGUGAGCGAGUGACGUGUCUUCGUGAGUUAGGAGAGAUAUGACGCCGCUUUGAACAGUAUAACCGUUGUAUCACGGCGUGUCUGCUUGAUGUGAGAGUAAGUCCAUAGUGGCCCCAUGUGAAAGUUUGCAGACAAUACGAGGCUGCCAGGAUCAUUCUGCACUUGUUGAAAGUUUUUACAGAAGAAAAUCAAGAAAGGAUUUUCCGUGAAUAACGGCGGGCCUUAGGUAUGAUGCAAUGGGUAUGAACGGGCAAUGUAGCUAAUUUAUUCGUCACUUUCGGAUGCAAUAGGCCCUCGCUAUAACGCGGACGGGUGUUAUAUGAUUGAGUAAGUGAGAGAAUUGGGUCGCUUUUUAACAGUAUUCCAGUUUCAUGAAUCCCGGUUCGCCCCGAUUAUGAUUCUAGUUUUGUUAGUGAGUGAGUUGGGUUUAACGCCGCUUUUAACAGUAUUCCAGUAAUAUCACGGC